AGGAGAAAAGAGAAAACCUUUUUUUCUUUUUCGUUCUGUCUUUCCCUUGUGAGAUCUGCAUCGGGCCGUGCUGUGUAUCGUUUUCACCCACACCAUCGCUUCGUAUUGAUCACCGCAACGCCGAUUCAUUUAGAAAACGAUUUCUGUUCGAUACGUUUCCUCGCACACACCCACGGAAGGAAAAUGGCUCGCGAUCAACACGCGUUUGAGUCGGAGCAGCAGACGGGCUCCGUCAAGGCCGUCUCCGGCCCCGUCGUGAUUGCCGAGAAGAUGAGCGGAAGUGCGAUGUACGAGCUGGUGCAGGUCGGUUCUUUCCGCCUGGUGGGCGAGAUUAUCCGUCUGGAGGGCGACACCGCCACCAUCCAGGUGUACGAGGAGACCGGCGGCCUCACAGUUGGGGACCCGGUUUACUGCACUGGCAAGCCCCUCUCCCUCGAGCUGGGCCCUGGCAUCAUGUCCGAGAUCUUCGACGGCAUUCAGCGCCCCCUCGACACAAUUUACCAGAUGGUGCAGAACGUGUUCAUCCCGAAGGGGGUCCAGGUGCGCGCCCUCAACGCCCAGAAGCAGUGGGACUUCGCGCCAACGGUGAAGGUUGGCGACAUCGUGACGGGUGGCGACAUCCUCGGCACCGUGGCGGAGAACUCGCUGAUGAACAACCACAGCAUCAUGGUGCCGCCGAACAUGCAGGGCCGUGUGACGUCGGUGCAGCCCGCCGGAAACUACACGCUGGACGACGACGUGGUAGAGAUUGAGCACAACGGCAAGAAGAAGUCGCUGCGCCUGAUGCACCGCUGGCCCGUGCGUACGCCACGCCCUGUCGCGGAGAAGGAGUCCGGCAAUCACCCCUUGCUGACCGGCCAGCGCGUCUUGGACGCCCUCUUUCCCUCGGUGCAAGGCGGUACGUGCUCCAUUCCCGGUGCUUUUGGCUGUGGAAAGACGGUGAUCAGUCAGGCACUAUCCAAGUACUCGAACUCUGACUGCGUCAUCUACGUCGGCUGCGGCGAGCGGGGGAACGAGAUGGCUGAGGUGCUGAUGGAGUUCCCCACGCUGACCACCGUCAUCGACGGCCGCGAGGAGUCCAUUAUGAAGCGCACGUGUCUCGUGGCGAACACGUCGAACAUGCCGGUGGCGGCCCGUGAGGCCUCCAUCUAUACCGGCAUCACCCUCGCCGAGUACUACCGUGAUAUGGGCAAGCACAUUGCGAUGAUGGCCGACUCCACCUCUCGCUGGGCCGAGGCCCUUCGUGAGAUUUCGGGUCGUCUGGCCGAAAUGCCUGCGGAUGGUGGCUACCCGGCCUACCUCAGUGCCCGUCUCGCCUCCUUCUACGAGCGCGCCGGCCUUGUCACGUGCAUCGGUGGCCCGAAGCGCCAGGGCUCCGUGACGAUCGUAGGUGCCGUGUCCCCGCCCGGCGGUGAUUUCUCCGAUCCGGUGACGUCCGCUACGCUGUCGAUCGUGCAGGUGUUCUGGGGCCUGGAGAAGCGUCUGGCGCAGCGCAAGCACUUCCCGUCGGUGAACUGGCUCAUCUCGUACUCCAAGUACCUCAACGCCCUGGAGCCCUUCUUCAACACCUUCGACUCGGAUUACAUGCGUCUGCGCGCCGUCGUGUCAGAGAUAUUGCAGCGCGAGGAGGAGCUGCAGGAGAUUGUGCAGUUGGUCGGAAAGGACUCCCUGUCCGAGUCCGACAAGAUCAUUCUGGAGGUGGCCAAGGUGAUUCGCGAAGAGUUCCUCCAGCAGAACGCCUUCACCCCGUACGACAAGUUCUGCCCGCUGUACAAGACGUGCUGGAUGCUGCGCAACAUCGUCACGUUCUACGAGGAAGCCCAGCGCGUCGUGGCCGAGUCGGCCGGCGACCACAAGAUCACGUGGAACUACAUCCGCGAGAAGAUCCCCACCAUCUACACCGGUCUCACCGAGAUGAAGUUCCGCGACCCAAUCGAGGGCGAGGAGGCCAACAUCGACUUCUUCAAGAGACAGAACGAGGAGAUCAUCAGCGCCUUCAACUCCCUGUUGCAGUGA
This is a messenger RNA of Leptomonas pyrrhocoris, 2016 nucleotides long. RefSeq names its product putative Vacuolar ATP synthase catalytic subunit a. The coding region runs from base 184 to 2016 and encodes 610 amino acids. Gene Ontology annotation, cellular component: proton-transporting V-type ATPase, V1 domain. Gene Ontology annotation, biological process: ATP metabolic process; proton transmembrane transport. Lineage: Eukaryota; Euglenozoa; Kinetoplastea; Trypanosomatida; Trypanosomatidae. The record is from RefSeq and is a predicted model, not a curated record. Gene Ontology annotation, molecular function: ATP hydrolysis activity; proton-transporting ATPase activity, rotational mechanism; ATP binding. The transcript has a single exon.